GAAAUUUUUUCUUUUUUAAACAUUAAAUAAUAAAGGAAACCCAAAUGUCUGCUCAGGAUCAGAGAACUGAAAUCAUAAUAAAAUGUAUACCCCAACUCGUUAAAGAAUUGACCGGCUUUGAUGAUGAAGACGAAAAUCUAUAUCAUUGCGAGCAGUUUGCAUGGAAUAUUAUCAGAUGUCAUCGCAAUUUAAGUACCAAUGGGCAUGAUGUACGUCGUCGUAUUGAAGGAUUACAAGAACGUUUCCGUGUGGACAACUAUGCUAAAUAUGCUGAUUAUUUGGGACGACUUUGCGAUGAAAUCACAUGUCACCCGCUAUGCAUAGACCAUUAUGAAAUAGAUGUUCAUUGGUCGUUAUUAGACUUUCUUAUAACGUUAGCCUAUAAUCCAACGGUUGCCUUACGACGUAAUAAACAUAAAAUAGAUCUCAACUUACCACAACCAUAUGAAGACACCGGAAAAGCAAGCAAUGAAUUAAUUUAUUGGAAAAAUAUUUUAAAAGAAAAUUUUAUAACUACCACAUCCUAUGAAGAUAGUAAUUCGGAAUUGAGCGAAUGGUCAGAUGAAGAUGGAAACACGGAUAAACGUGAACAAACUGCGGCUUUAGAAGUAAAAGCCAGUGAUCACCAAGGUGAUAAUAGUGUGAUUGGUGAUAGAAUGUUGGGCAACGUUAAACCGCCACAAAAAUCAAAUCCUUUUAUUGAAUUUGACGAUAACAAUGCCAGAACGCAACUGUGGGACACGGUACAGCAUUCAUGGUGGCUUGCUGGUCGUAAUAGUCAGUGUCAAGCCAUGUUGGAAAGCAGACAUAUAGAAGCAAAUUUUGCCCAAUAUUAUAAUCGAUUUCUGAAUGAAACCUCUAACAACUUAAUACGGUUUCAAACGCCCUCCACAAUAACCGAACAACAUCUGAUGCGGGAAUUGUUGUGGAUGUUUCACAAGCCUAGCAAGUGUAGUAUUUUUGGUUUAGACGAACAACAUAAUGUAAUAAGGCGUCAAAGUUUUACAAUACCUAGUGUGACUGGAGAAGGUUUGUCCAAAUAUUUGGAGAGUCAAUUUGUACCCUAUAUUCGUAUGAUGGAAACCCUAAGUAUUUUUCAUAAAUCUAUUUAUGAUGGCAGCAAUAGAUCACCACCUCGCACUGUGGAAUGUUAUGCAGCCAACUUGCAUUUACACUUGAAACCCAUAUGGGCACAGUUACUGAAUUACGAACGACGCUUACUCCAACAACAAGAUCUCGAAAUUAAUACAAUUAUUAAUAUGCGGGCGUAUUUGAAUGACGCUUUUAUUCGAUUACAGUGCUUAUACGAUAUACACCAACAGGUGAUACUCAGCUGGGAACAAUAUCCACCACAUAUAUGCAGUGCAUUGUUACUUGCCGGCUUAACUAAAUGUUUUCAAAUGGAGAAUAACGCAACCAACGCCAACUUGGCAAUGUCGUUGCUGUUGGCCUCAAUUAAGGUAUUCUGUGAAAUCAUAGAUACUUGGUGGUCGGAAGGACGGUUAGAUGAUUGGCAACAAGAAUACAUCGUAGAAAGAAUAAGCGACGUGGAUCAGUCGGUAUGCAUGCGUAAAUACCGUAAGAAUAAACCUAAAUUAUUUUUUGUGCCAUCACAAGUUACAAAAAGUAUACUUGAAAAUAGCCUAUUCUUAUUAAUGCAAGAACAUUCUUUGGAAGCGGGACGUACACUUAAUUUGCUUUACGAAAUUAAUCGCAUUGGAAAUUUGCGCAAUGCUUGCGACGCUGUUGAAGGAAAGUUAUAUAAUACAUUUAUAAAGGAUUUCUUGCAACAGGUCCAAACUAUGCAAAAUGAAAUUAAAAUUCAAUCGCGGCCAUCAUCACCAAAACAUACCGAUGAUGAAAGUGAAUGUUACAAUGAUCCCUUCGUCAGCACUUCAGAUAUUAAAAUGAAAAAGAACAGCGUUUUAAGUAAUUUAACAACAAAUGAUGAAUUUUUGCUUAUGUCGUUUGCUUUAAAUAGCAAUGAAACAGAAGCAUCGAGAGUAAUGCCAAAUAAAACACCGAAUGCUUUGGAUAUAUUUAAACAAUUACAAAGAUCUUUGUGCAGUUUGCCAUUAGAAGAAUUACUAAUUAAAACUUUAACUCAGAUACUAAACCGCCGGAUUGAACUUGCAAAUUUGUUUGUUAUGAAGUUGUAUCGAGAUGAGUUUAUGAUCUUAACGCAUUUGCAAAACUUACGUAAGGUUUUGCUAUUGGAGGCCAGCGAUGUUAUGUAUCAAUUUUAUAGCAGGCUGUUCAAGCAGAUUGAAUCAGGUGUUCCUUGGGCUAAUCCAUCUCUGUUAACCAUGCAAUUGGAUGAUAUUGUAAGCACUAGAUUUCCAGAAAUGUCUUCAUUAUUUCGUGUAGAGCUCAUUUCCAUGUUUAACCAUCAGACCACUAAGGUUUCCGAAGCUGUUGAUGAACUUAUGGUUACGUACAAUUUCAGCCGUGAAUUGAAGCUUAUUAUUAACAGCGAAGAUAUUGAGGCCUAUAAUAAGGUUUUUCGAUUCCUUCUUAAGGUCAAAUGGGGCAUUACAAUAUUGGAGAGGCUUUCAUUCCCACGUAGUCGGAAACGUCCCAUUCCGUACGCGGAUUUUAAUAUGAUUGAUUUGGUUAUGCGUCGUCUAGAACACUUACGUUUCUGGAUGAUGUAUGCCUUGCAGAGUGUACACUUUCAUCUAAUGACACAUGUACUACAAUCUAUGGGCGAUCAAUUGGAUAAGAAAAUCAAUCAGUGCCAAAAUCUUCAAGACUUGGAAAUGGUUCACAAAUCAUACUUAAGUACUGUUUGUGAACAUUGCUUACUGGUCGACAAUUUGAAUGCCAUCAAAGUGGGAGUAGAGCAACUUCUAAAUCUAACUUGCAUUUUGAACUUGGAAUGGCUGAGCUGCACUCAAUGUCUUGAAACCAAAAGCCCAUUGUCUAUAGAUAUCCAUGAUAAAUCUCAUGAUGAUAGCAAUAUUGAUGAUAAUUAUGUAGAUAACACUCAAAUUGACGCCAUUGAAUUAACCUAUAUACGGUGUCAUCAAUAUUUAGCGAAUAAAUUGAAUAACGAAGUUUACUUAAAAAGAAAAAGUUUCCUGUCAGGUUUGAGUGCUGCCUUUAAUACAAGUUUACCAUAUUAG
Messenger RNA from Glossina fuscipes, 3125 nucleotides. RefSeq names its product gamma-tubulin complex component 5 (gene Grip128). Gene Ontology annotation, biological process: meiotic cell cycle; spindle assembly; cytoplasmic microtubule organization. The transcript has 8 exons. The record is from RefSeq and is a predicted model, not a curated record. The coding region runs from base 45 to 3125 and encodes 1026 amino acids. Gene Ontology annotation, cellular component: equatorial microtubule organizing center; spindle pole; gamma-tubulin complex. NCBI's taxonomy places the organism in Eukaryota, Metazoa, Arthropoda, Insecta, Diptera, Glossinidae. Gene Ontology annotation, molecular function: microtubule minus-end binding; gamma-tubulin binding.